AUGGCCAGGACGAAGAAACCCAGCGCCGAAGACGCCGGCGAGCUCAUGGUCUCGGUCGAGGUCUACACGCGCACCAGAGAUUCUGUAAGUUUGCUGCCCGACUCUCUCUUCGCAACGCGCGUCUGCCCUGCUGGUGCGCUGUUGUUCGUAGCUCUCUGCGACGACAUGCACCUUGCGACGCGCCCUUUCUCUUCACUGCCACCUCUUGUGCGCUCAUGUCGCGUAUCGUCUGCGUCGCCUGCUCCACGCGACUCCAUCGCCACGUCUGCGCAAGAGCAAUUCUGCGCGUUGCAGUUCAGAUGGAGCUCCAGCACCGCCCAUGACGCGCAAACACGCGCCGCCACCCACCAUUGCCUCUCAAGACACUGCUAAGACACGCCCCCACCAACAGGUCAUCGUCUCGCUCACUAACCUCCAAGCCGGCCUCACCCACGUUCAGAAUGGCCUCAACGACCUCCUGCGCGCCUACAUGGAGCACACCACCUCCGUCAUUGCCGGCGAAGACGGCGCCCUCGACAAGCUCCAGCUGCCCCCUAACAUCACGGCUACCGCCAACGCCGCCAUUGAGGCUGCCUCGUCCACUGCCAACGGCAUCGUACAAGCCAUGACUGCAGGUGACAAGGCCGAAUCCGCCGCGGAAACCGGCAAGCCUGCCAAGGGCAUCAAGCGCAAGCGCGAGAAGAAAGAAAAGGACCCCAAUGCCCCCAAGAAGCCGUUGACGGCUGCCUUCUUGUAUGCCCAGUCGGCGCGACCCAUUGUCAGGGGCGACCUGGAGGCUGCUCUCGGCCCUGAGCAGAAGCUCGAGCCCAAUGCUGUCAACCUCGAGGUGAACAAGCGCUGGAACGAGAUGCCUGAGGAGGACAAAGAGACCUGGAGGCAAUCUUACCGCGAUUCCAUGGAGCAGUGGAAGGAGGAGAUGGCUGCCUACACCGCCAAGAAUGCCAGUGCGGCUAUCGACCUCCACGACGACGACGAGGCUUCCGAGGCCGAUGCCGAGAUUGAGUUGGAAGCCGCUGCUGACUCUGAUGCCUCCUCUGAGGAUGAGGAGCCUGCCCCUGCCAAAGCCCCAUCCCCGCCUGUCAAGACUCCCCGCGCCAACAAGCGCCAGAAGACUGUCCAGAACUCCACUGUCAACGGCGCCUCUGCUCCCAUCGUUGCCGCUGCCUCCCCUAUUCCUCUUCCUCGUUCGGCCUCUGCCGCAGCGCCUCCUGUCCCGGUUGCGGAGACCCCUGCUAAGAAGGAGAGGAAGAAGAAGGAGAAGCCCGCUCCCCAGCCCAUCGCCCCUGCCCCAGCUAAAGAGACCAGCCCUGAGGAGGGAAGCAAGAAGAAGACCAAGAGUGGCCGCAGCACACGGAACAACGAGGUCGAGCUCACCGUUCAAGACAAGGAGAAUGUUGCUGCACCAGAGAAGGAGAAGAAGAAGCGUGAGAGGAAACGCAAGGGUGAGGUCGCUGCCGCUUAA
Molecule: messenger RNA, 1462 nt
Organism: Ascochyta rabiei
Lineage: Eukaryota; Fungi; Ascomycota; Dothideomycetes; Pleosporales; Didymellaceae
Exons: 2
Coding region: 320-1462 (380 amino acids)
Source: RefSeq, a predicted model, not a curated record